Mollisia scopiformis is the source of this 525-nucleotide messenger RNA. RefSeq lists its product as uncharacterized. Bases 1 to 525 code for a protein of 174 amino acids. NCBI's taxonomy places the organism in Eukaryota, Fungi, Ascomycota, Leotiomycetes, Helotiales, Mollisiaceae. The transcript has a single exon. The record is from RefSeq and is a predicted model, not a curated record.
AUGUCCAUAAUAUCAACAACAACACGAUCAUCAACUCCUUGUAACGUCAGCAUAUUCACAGUGUCCUCAUUCUACUCCGCAACGGAAACCAUCUUCCCCUGUCUCCACGUCCGCAUGCUUCACGAACAAUGCGGCCACAUCUCCACCCUCACAAUCCACGAAUCGCCCUGUCCAAGACCGUACUACGGCUGGGUCCUCGCUCCCCUCGGCUCCUCGACAUUACCAAGAGAGCCUCCAAGGAUACGCUGCGAGGGAAUGGAAUUCCACGUAGCGAUUGAGAAAGAUAAAUGUAAAAACUGCAAAGCGGUGCUGGCACUCGCAGCAGGGAAAACUAUGUGCGAGAAAUUUGGUUGGGGUAGGGCAACGAAGAGGAAGGAUCCGGUCGUCAGGAGAGAUAGAGAGAGGCAGUUGGAUGUUGGGGAGAUUGUUAAGAGGAGGGCGGAGUGGAAGAGAGAGGUUGAUGCUUGGAAGGCGAGGAGGUUCGAGAGGAUGCAGGAAGAGGCGAGAGCGAAGGGGAGGAUAUGA